Molecule: messenger RNA, 3673 nt
Organism: Lineus longissimus
Lineage: Eukaryota; Metazoa; Nemertea; Pilidiophora; Heteronemertea; Lineidae
Product: leucine-rich repeat-containing protein 74B-like
Exons: 13
Coding region: 555-2378 (607 amino acids)
Molecular function (GO): protein binding; calcium ion binding
Source: RefSeq, a predicted model, not a curated record
CUUUCACUUGGUCGAGUUGGAUGUUCUAUACCUCAAGAGCAAACCUUCCAGAUAAGUGAUUAUUUAUACACAGUCUAAGUGUUCUUUCAUUCUCAUGGUGACAGUAUUUGCUCGGGGAGAGAUAGUCCGUUUUGACUUCUGGUGCACUUUCGUUAGAACAAGAGGGGAGAUGUGCAGCACUCCGAUAGUAGUUUCACGAAUUCCUGAAGUUACCAACAAGGCUCAUGUCAUCUUCUUGAUGGUGAUGUUCCUUUAAUUUGAUGUUCUCUGUCUUUCAAAAAGUUAUAUUCGGGAAAUUUGAUCUAGACCCUCAACAUUUUGACGUUGCUCAGCUUUAAGAUAACGUGUGUGUGAAGGCUACAGAUGGAAUACCUGUUGAAGUUCAGAAUGGGAAAUGUCGGAUGGUGUCUUGUCACAUUGUGGAGUUAAAAAAGGUUGCUGUGAGUCUAUAUAAGGAAAAAAACUACAUCUACUUAUUGCUUAGGGAAGUACAUUGCAGACUGUGCAAUCUAUUGCUUAUUCCUCAAUAGCCUGAAACAUUUAUUGAGAUAAGCAUGGAAUCUCCAACGAGAACAAAGAAAUUCAUGAAAAGAGACAAUGGAAAUUCGCGUCCUCAAUCUCGGCGGAAAACACCUUCUCUUUCCCCUGUUCAUGAAGACGUUGCCUCUCCGAAGGGCAUUCGCUCUCGAAGUCCAAAAACUGAAAGUGCAAAUGCCUCCCGAGGGAAAAAUGGUAAUAUGGUGUCACGAUAUGGCGUUAAUACGCCAGGUCGUCACCUUCGGAGGAGAGAACGCUAUAUCAAGCGGUCUUACACUCAAGACAGUUUUUUUCUGCUGACGCCCUCCACCAAGCCAGUCAGGGCCGAGCCAGUCAAAGUCCAGCCUAUCAAGACUGUCAGCCGAGCUGGUCGAAAGACGCCAAGUAAUUUACAAAAUGAUUAUCUCGGGGAGAGCAGCGCAGAUGAGUCGGACGAUAAUAGAAAAGACACAGCAACAGAUUUCUUUGAUUAUGGUGUUGACAUCUCGACAGAUGAUAAAGCUUGGGAUACAGACUUGGAAGCGGAAGACACAAAAGAAGCAUAUGACCACACCGGGAAGACGACUUACAUUGAAGCAUGUAAAAAGAUUGGAGUCAUACCAGUAUCUUAUUUUCUCAGGAACAUGCACAAUCCAAAACUUAUAAUGAAACAUCACGGCCUUGGUCCACAAGGGGUUAAACCAAUAUGCAUUUCAAUGGUGAGCAAUACGCAUGUGGUCAAAUUAAGUUUAGCAGACAACUGGCUCGGUCCACAAGGAGGUCAACAUGUUAGUGAGAUGCUCAAAGAAAACUGCUUUAUUCAAGAAAUGGAUUUAUCUGACAACAGGGUAGGCCAGCUGUUUGCCGAAACGCUCGUGGAUUUGUUGUCGGUCAACAUCACGAUGACAAAGUUAGUCUUAUCUGGUAAUGAAUUAGAUGAUAAGGCAGCCAUAUACCUUGCAGAGGCGAUUAUGGUAACGAACCGCCUUGAAGAUCUCGUGAUCAGCCAUAACAAAUUUGGAGAAAAAGCUGGCAUUGUGCUUGGGCCAGCCAUAGCAGAAAACAUGACCAUCAAAAGUUUAGAUCUCAGCUGGAAUCACAUACGACGGAAAGGAGCUGUGGCUAUUGCUCAGGGAAUUAAGCACAAUAUGUUUUUGAAGACGGUAAAUUUGUCUUGGAAUGGUUUUGGAUUAGAUGGUGCUAUAGCUAUUGGAGAUGCUCUGAAGGCCAACAGUGUCUUAGAUGAGCUCGACAUCAGCAACAAUCGUAUAACUGCUGAAGGUGCUGUGAUAAUAGGAAAAGGGCUAGCAGUGAAUGAAAAUCUCAAGGUUCUAAAGAUGGGCAAGAAUCCUAUGCAGACAGCGGGGUGUUAUGGCAUCCUUGCAGCGCUUCUGAAAAAUCCGAACAGUGUGAUGAAACGCCUGGACUUCUCUGAUAUCCUGGUCAACAAAGAUUUUAGAGAAAUGGCCCAACAAGUGAAAGAGCAACUUCCGGACUUAAACAUCCACACAGGUGGCGACAGCCUGCCCACGCGACCGAAAGCACGAAUCCAUCCCAUGCUCAAACUGAGAAACUACAUCGCGAAGCACGACCUGAAACUCAUCGACGUGUUCAAUAAGUGGGAUACGGAUAAGAGCAUGAGUGUGACAUACGAGGAGUUUGUCGCGGGCGUGGAGGAGCUAGGUUUGAAGUUAGAAGAGGAGGAAAUAAAUACAUUGAUACAUGAGUUAGACAAAGAUGGUGACGGAGAAAUAAACUACAGUGAGUUGGUCGCCGGAGAAACUGACUUUACUGAAAAGGAAAGGAAGAUGAAGAGUAUUAUAUCUGGCUUCAAACUUGCUGUUAUAGAAGCUAAAGCUUGAAGGGACGUCUGCGGUGGAUCAAUCCAGAUGGGGAAUAUAUAGAAUAUUACUCUAUAAAGUACAAUUGUGUUGUAUUUUAAAAUGAAACUAUGUGUCCUCAAGCUACUCAGCUGCUGUGAGAGAACUUUCUUUGAGUGACAUCAAUAUUGUUACAAUUUCAUGACUAUGUGCUAAUUAGAUGUUCUGUAUCUCUCUUUUUAGAAGAUUUUUUGAGAAGAAGAAUGCUGAGUUAUCUCUCAGUUAGAGCAUCUCGGGUAUGGUUUAUGUCAACAAGGCUCUAAAUUAGCGAUUUAAACUUCAAAAAGUCCUAAGUUCGGGCCUUGAUUUCUGCAGAGUUUGUCUCUUUUGCAUGCAGAGCUGUCUCCUCUUUCCAUUUGUGCAUUUCCACUCCCAAAAUUUCAACCCAUGAUAGGCAUGAAAGAACUGUUUCAUUCCAAAGGAAAGACUAUGUGCACCCAUUUAAAACAUUAUUGAUGUCUGAGAGGUAAAAUGCAUCUGAACAUUCAACUGUUGUUGGAAAGUAAAUUGUGACUGAGAAAAUUUCAUUGAAAUACAUGUAUAAACAAAUAUACGAUAGAUUUCUAAAAGUUAGCCAAACAACUUUUAUGUAACCACCUUGUCCUUCAUCAUGUGUUGAGACAACUCAAAGUAAUAUCAACUUUGAAUAAACAUGACCAUUUGUUUGUUGCUCGAAAACCAGUCUGUCCAUGUGCUGUCCUAGAGGCCUCUCAAUAGUUAUGCAAAACAUGCUUUUCGUCUUGCUUCGAAACUCUCUGCACGUUUGCAUAUGAAAUGAAUUCACAAUCUGUCCUUACAAAAUGUAGAUUCAGAAGACUUUUUCUGUGUGUUUAGCGAUAGCAAAUACCUACAGUGACACCAGAUUGUACUAUCAUUGCACUCUCCAAGUCUGCAUGUAGACUUUUGUACAAUACAGAGGUUGCGCAAUGUCCCGACUCCCCUUCCGUGUUUGACAUCAGCUGUUGAAAUGAGUUUUUCCAUUCCCAUAGGUGAACUCGGUCAUGGAAACGUUUUGACAGCCUUGAAGUCGUUGGCAGUGAGACACUUUUUCCAGAGCAUGCCUUCUUGGUGAUGGGGAUCUUUGCAUGGCAUGACAUUGAAAACAGAGAGGGGCCAGCUCAGUCCAGAUGGUCUUCUUAGCAUGAUGGAAAGAUAGAGAGUUGUACAUAGAUUAUGUUAUUAUUUAUUGUACAUUAUGUAAAGAAUAUGAGUAAAACAUUUGUACCAGUUUGCCUAGACUAGACACUAGUCAACAGUUGAUAAUAAAAGACACAUGA